ACCCCUCCCUCUUCUGAAAUCGUCAAACGCCGUCGCCAACGUGGAAAAGCUUGGGUGUCCCUCUUAUAAGCAUCUAAAGCUUCGGUGUCCCUCUUCUGAUCUCGAGGGAAGAGAGAUUUGAGGUUCCUGACGGUGUAAUCGGAAGAGAGAGAAACAGAUAUUGAGUGGCUUCUUCUGAUUUUCUGAUCUUUUGAGGAUAUUUGAACCAUUAAGAAGCAUUCAAAAUGCAGGCAUCAAGGGCAAGGCUGUUCAAGGAAUACAAAGAGGUGCAACGAGAGAAAACAGCUGACCCAGAUAUUCAGUUAGUUUGUGAUGAUUCCAACAUAUUUAAGUGGAAUGCUCUUGUCAAGGGUCCAUCUGAAACUCCUUAUGAAGGUGGCAUUUUCCAGCUUGCUUUUUCUGUCCCUGAGCAAUAUCCUCUGCAGCCUCCUCAAGUGCGGUUCUUAACCAAAAUAUUUCACCCAAAUGUGCAUUUUAAAACAGGAGAGAUAUGUCUUGAUAUAUUGAAGAAUGCAUGGAGUCCAGCUUGGACACUCCAAUCUGUUUGUAGGGCUAUCAUUGCCUUGAUGGCCCAUCCUGAACCUGAUAGCCCUCUAAAUUGCGAUUCAGGCAAUCUACUUCGUUCCGGUGAUAUCCGAGGAUUCCAGUCUAUGGCAAGGAUGUACACGAAGCUCGCGGCUAUGCCCAAGAAGAGCUGAACUCGUGACUUGCUUUGUUGAUUCACACUUUUGCCCUGGCAUUGUGCUGCCUCAAUUAUCGUAAUGAAAAAUACCUGCACGCUAAGCAGAAAUAAAUUCAAAAUAAAUCUGCAAUUCUAAAGUUCUCUCUCUCUCUCUCUCUCUCUCUCUCUCUCUCUCGUGAUUGUUAUGUACUACUAACACUGGGAAGCAAAUUUUUGCCAAGGGAGUAACAUUUGUGUACUAA
This is a messenger RNA of Rhododendron vialii, 924 nucleotides long. Its product is annotated as protein PEROXIN-4. The transcript has 6 exons. The coding region runs from base 225 to 698 and encodes 157 amino acids. Lineage: Eukaryota; Viridiplantae; Streptophyta; Magnoliopsida; Ericales; Ericaceae. The record is from RefSeq and is a predicted model, not a curated record.